Argiope bruennichi is the source of this 2411-nucleotide messenger RNA. Its product is annotated as glutathione S-transferase 1-like. The coding region runs from base 197 to 901 and encodes 234 amino acids. The transcript has 5 exons. Gene Ontology annotation, molecular function: glutathione transferase activity. Lineage: Eukaryota; Metazoa; Arthropoda; Arachnida; Araneae; Araneidae. Gene Ontology annotation, biological process: glutathione metabolic process. The record is from RefSeq and is a predicted model, not a curated record.
CCUCCGUGCCAGCUGUCCGAAUACUCAUUCUACUAUUUAAGCGCGGAAACCGAUCUUUUUUCUUGUUUUUGAAUUCGGAAGUUGGAAACAUCCGUUAGAGAGAGAGACACUGCCGAAUUAAAACGAAAUUUGCGCGAAUAGAGUUUGUUGGAAGUUUUAGCUUUAUUGGAAGGAUAUAAAAUUUUGAUGUUGGACAAUGGUUCUCAUUUUGUAUAUGAUGGAAAUUAGCCCCCCAUGCCGGGCAGUUUUGAUGACCAUCAAGCAUUUAGGUAUACAAGCGGAACUGAGAGAAGAAAAUAUUAUUAUCGGAAAUUCGAAACAGCAUCCGGAAUUUUUGAAGAUAAAUCCAAGGUCAUGCGUGCCCACGAUAGAUGACGACGGCUUCUAUUUGUGGGAAAGUCGAGCUAUCAUGACAUAUUUGGUGAAUAAAUACGCGCCUUCCAACCCUAUCUAUCCGAAGGACCCGAAAAAGAGAGCUCUGGUGGAUAUGAUGCUCAGCUUUGACCAAGGAACACUGUACAGAGCCCAGGUGGAAUAUCUGUAUCCGAUGAUCUUCCGAGGUGAGCCACCUGAUCCCGUGAAAGAGUCCAGUUAUCGAAGCUCCCUCAUUUGCUUGGAACACACCCUCGAAAAGAAUGCAUAUGUAGCCGGUAAACAUCUCACUCUUGCCGAUUUUUCCAUUGUGGCAAACAUAUCGCUGGCAGAGGCCUACAAUUACAACUUCAAGCAUUUUCCUAACAUCGUCACCUGGUUGCGAAGAUUGAAAAGCGAGCUACUUUACUUCAGAGAAAUCAACGAAAUCCCACUGCUGCAGUUCAAAUUCUGGUACAGACCCUACCGAGAUUUGCUGGAUGAUGAAGAAACGGAAGAAAAAGAGGAAUCGAAUGUCACAAAAAUGUGACCGUCUAGUGCCAUUUUAUCUCAACUUUCGUCUUAUUCAAACAUUUCAACUAAGUAGAUAUUCGCCAUACUUUCACUGAGAAAUCUCAUUUGGUAAAAUACAUCAUAUAAUGAAUUUUCAUAUUGUUGCCAAUGCAUCGUAGCAAAUACCACUGCCAUUCUUGAUACAUUGAAAAAUGAUUAUAAAUUUUAAAUAAACCGAAUCAAAACUAUUCUUAUUGUUGAAGUUACAAAUAAAGAUAAUCAUUAUCUUGAUCGUAUUAAUCAAACAUAUAUUUAGUUCUUGUUUUUAAGUAAUAUUUAGUCAUAGUACAAAGACGUUUUUUUACAGUUUUACAUCAUGAUUUGUUGAGAAUUUGAAUAAAUAAAAUGACAUAACAGUAAAAUCUUUAUACGCACUGAUAAAGUAUGCAACCACGAAAAAUAUAGGCAUAGAUUAACAAAACUUACAAAACCCAGACGAUAAUAUUCUUUUAUGUUGUAUCAGCUGAUAAAGUACCAAACUGAUUGGAAAAGAAUUUUAUUACUUAUUACAAAAAAGGAAUUGUCAUUCCUUUGUAUGUGUGUAUGUAUUUUGAGUAUAUUACAUAUUGUUAAGGCUCUUGAUAGUUUUAAACAAAACGUUUUCAAAACGUCUCACUAUUCACUUCCAUUGGAAAAUUAAAAUAAGGAGUAACUCAUUGUGGUUUCCUUGGUAUGAAAAGAAUUUUUAUGUUAUUUUUAAAGUCAUUGCUUUAAUUUUAUACAAUGAAGCAAUGAAUACAUAUUUGGCCUACUUAUUUUAUACGAGAAACAAUAAUCCUAUAAAAUUAAAUUGAAAAUAUUAAUAAAAUUUAGAAACUGAGAUCUUUGUAUUCAGUCCUAUAAAAUAUUUAAUAAUUCAAGGAGGAAUAUUUUUUUAAAUUAAGAAAAUUCGAAUUAAAGUGACCCUUACAGAAUUAGGUCACUUAUUCGAAUUUAAGUGGCUUUUUUACACAUUCUUCUUACUGAACAUAUUUCGGUAAUAUUUACUUUGUAAACAGGAAUGUAAGAAAAAAAUGAAAUCAUUACUGCAUCUGUUGAUUAAUUGCUAUUCAUUGAAAGGAUUCCAAAACCAAUUCUUUAUCAUCUAUUUGUAUAAAUAAUCAUCCGUGACUUUUAUUUCAGUUUUUUCAAGUUUCAUUUCUUGUUAGAUUUUAAUUUUACAACGUUUGAGAUGGUCCAGAUAGUAAUAUUUCCAUGAAUAAAAUUAAUAAACAUUCUAUUUUUUGUAUGGUACAGAGCAAAGCAGAACAUUUUCUAUAUUGUCUUUUUUAAUAAAUCAAAGAAGUUUUCAUUAAUUUAUCAAAUUUGAUUUUCACUUGAGUACGUAUUAGAAAAUGUUAUGCGACUAAAUAGAUAUGAAAUAGAAUAUUUAAUAAAACUGGAAGUAUUAUUCUAAGCUGGAAUCUCAAUCGAAUCAUAUGUUUGAAUAUUUGUUCUCUUUAUUUCUAAAUUUUAUGUUUUUCUCACCAUCAUAAUUUUUUUGUAAU